AUGGGCGCUGUCUCUGUGUCUCUCAUUCCGUUACAAUGGCGCAGCCGACAGGCAGCUGUCUAUGCGGUCAAUACAGCGCUGCAGACCUCUACUGGUGUGAUGCCGUAUGAAAUCGUAUAUGGGAAGCUGCCCCAGUUGAAAGCGGUCCUCAGGCUAGAUGCUCCCGUUAGCGUCACACGCCCUGACAGUCGCACAGUCGCCUGCCAGAAGAUAAGAGCUGCGGCGAAAGAAAAAGCCACACAAGCGCAAGAAAAACAGAAGCGCUAUUAUGACCGCCGCCGUCGACCUGCCCCGGCGUACAACAUUGGAGACGAGGUGUGGGUGCAAAGAGGUGGCAACUGUCCAGGCAAGACGCUACUAGGAAAGUUUGAGGGGCCCUUCACCAUCACCGAGCGUGUCGGAGAUACAUGGCGCGUUGGCACCUCGGAUCCAAGCUUUGGACUUGACUGGCGGAAAAGAAAUAACUUCGCCGUGCACGUGUCGCGCCUCAAGAAAAGAUUACGCUGA
This is a messenger RNA of Dermacentor silvarum, 507 nucleotides long. RefSeq lists its product as uncharacterized. The transcript has a single exon. The record is from RefSeq and is a predicted model, not a curated record. The coding region runs from base 1 to 507 and encodes 168 amino acids. NCBI's taxonomy places the organism in Eukaryota, Metazoa, Arthropoda, Arachnida, Ixodida, Ixodidae.